AAUUAAUCAAAAUGUAACGUUAUAUCUAUGUUACUAUAGUUAAAGUAAUUAGGAAACAAACAGACAUACAUUUGGAAAGGAAUGAAUUAAUACUAAAGACAAAAUGUCGGUUUUUGCCUAUAAGUCGCAUUCAUCGAAACCUGUAAAAUGUUCAAUAUGUGAAGAAUCCGUGAAAUCUCCAAAACAACUGCCAUGCGACCACAUGUUUUGUUCCGACUGUAUAAAUCGUCAGAUUUCGCGACUAUCUAUGCUACUUGACGCACGAGAGAAGGUGACAAUCGUUUGCCCAUACUGCCGUGAUUUCUUUCUUUCUUCUAUAAGCUUCCUACAAACUGGCCAGCGUCGGUGUAAAUCCAGUCGACCAAAUGUGUCGUCUGAUACGAAAACCAAAGUGGCUGGCGACCGGAAGGCAGAAAGGUGCCAGCCAUGCGCAGAUGGCUCACAUUACGAGCUCGCGACAUUCUGGUGCCAGAAUUGUUCCGAAUAUAUGUGCUCAACCUGCGCUAAAUAUCACUGCGCGAUGAAAAUGUCUAAAAGUCACGUGGUUAAAACAAUUCGCGACAAGGAGCGGUAUGAACAUGUUGAAACAAAGAUCUACGAAACGAAACGACCCAAUUCAGCCAGGACAUCAAAAGAUGCCAGACAUCCGUUUCCAAAAGAUGCUAUCCGGUUGUACUGUGAACCAUGUAAUUCUAGAAAUAGAACAAAGGUUGCAAAACACAUAUGUGAAGUAUGUAGUGAACAAUUGUGUGAAGACUGUACAAAAUGUCAUAGAAGUAUGAAAAUGUCAAAAUCACACAAAUUGAUGUCCGUGAAAGAUGCUUUGUGUGAACAAAAAUCACAAUAUAGCUUGGACCUUAAAUGUGACAAACAUUACAAAGAGCCAUUAAGUCUAUUCUGUAAACGUUGCCAAACAUCAUGCUGUGCUAUCUGUGCGUUAUCCGACCACGUUUAUUGCAAAACAAAUCUGGAAUCCGGAUCAAAAAGCAAACCAUUGGAAAAACCUAAAGAAGAACCUAAUAAAAAAAGAGUUUCCUAUGCCUGGGGUAUAAAAGAUGUUAAGGAUCUUGACAAAGGAAAGACAUUAGGUGCUGACACAAAUCGAGAAAUUGUAGAAAAGAGUAAGAAAGAAGUAGCUGCAAAAAUCAAGAUUGCAGACAAAAGAAUGGAUGUACGGAAAGGUAGAUUAGAAGUUGAUUCACCGUUUGAAAACGACUGGGUAAUUUCAAUGGUUGUUUUAUCAAACGGUGAUAUAUUACUGCUCCAACUUUAUGAUACCAAGUUGAAAAUGAUGGAUUCACUGGGAAACAUGAUCGCCGAAUGCACAUUAUAUGGAAACCCCUGGUCAGUUGGAGUGUACAAUGACUCCUUAGCCGUGGUCACUUUCACCGACCGGAAACAGUUACAACUUAUCAACGUUUCAAAAAGCGGAUUGGAAGCCGGGAAGUUAAUCAACACGCGCCACAGAUGUUUGGCUGUAUGUUUCGCGAGGAACUUGAUCGCUGCCACGUGCUGGGAAGGUUGCGUUCAUCUGUUAAACAUAUCCGGUCAGGAAGUAGCCGUCAUCGACAAGAAUACGGCUGGUCAAAGGCUUUUUACUAACCCAGAAUUCAUUGCUGCGGAUAAAUUGGGAACUACUUUGUAUGUCACGGACUAUAAACGUCAUAGUGUUACUGGCUUGAAAUUGUUACCAAAUAAGAUUGACAACAAACCGGCGUUCGUAUUCACUCACCGGGACCUGAAAGGACCGAAAGGCGUUACCGUAGACAAAGAGGGCGUGCUCUAUGUCUCCGGUAUGGACAAUAGAAAUAUAUUUCGAAUUUCAUCUACCGGCGAGCUGCUCCAAAUAUACAGACGAAGAGAGGAUACGGAAUAUUAUGAAGCUAUAGCCGUAUCGUCAACUGGUGACAAGCUGUUUGUGUCCGCGUAUGAAGACAACACAAUAUGCGUACUUAGGUUAAAAUGAUGAAAAUCCCUUAUUAUAAUUAUGAGCAUUUAGAUCAGUCUUAUCACGUUUAAUUUCCAAUCAAAUAACGUUUCUGUAUCAGAUCAAUUUGGUUAUGUUAUGUAUCUAAACUGGUUGUAUCUCAACCAGGAUCAAAUCAAUCCAUUUCGGUAGUGUCAAAUCAAAUCAAACAACGUUUUAAUAUGCAAUCAAGCCUAUUCAUAUGUGAUUGUAUCUAGACAAUUCCAAUCAAAACAUUUCUAAUAUUUCUAUAUAUAGUUAAAACAAUCUAUUGAAUAGAACCUUGGUAAAUGAGUUUUAAGUUAAACCUGUUUGAAUAUUAUAAUGCUAGCGUUGAUGGUGUAGGCUGUGUCACAAGUGAAAUGUUAUACGAGCAGUCCCACAAGUCUGUGUACUGUUCAUAACACGUGCUUUGUUAUUCAGAUACUGCACUAAUACUGUGCCUUAAAUGACAUGAUUUUGAC
Messenger RNA from Ruditapes philippinarum (Manila clam), 2430 nucleotides. RefSeq lists its product as uncharacterized. Gene Ontology annotation, molecular function: zinc ion binding; ubiquitin-protein transferase activity. Gene Ontology annotation, cellular component: chromatin; nucleoplasm. The coding region runs from base 104 to 1966 and encodes 620 amino acids. NCBI's taxonomy places the organism in Eukaryota, Metazoa, Mollusca, Bivalvia, Venerida, Veneridae. Gene Ontology annotation, biological process: positive regulation of DNA-templated transcription. The record is from RefSeq and is a predicted model, not a curated record. The transcript has 2 exons.